UGUUCACUCAGCCCGACGUUGUGCCGUCACGCUGCGCCGUCGACAAAGCGGUCAAAGUUUUACUACUACCUACAUAUCUGAAGUAUGAUCGAACUUUUUUGAAAUUCGCGCCCUUUUUUGUUUCCCUCUCACACGAAAUUUUUGUCAACCAUUAACUUCAAAGUUACUCUCUCGUGACCGUUAUUAUUAUUAUUAUUAAUUUUGAUUUGAUGUAGACGGGUAACGAAUGAGGUAAUUUAUUUUCGAGUGCUCUUACCUCGUCAAAUACCAAAAAUAUUAUUCCUCAGAGGUUGUUUGUUGAUAACACAAGCUCUUCCGGCGCUUUUAUAUCUACCUAUCGCCCUAAUAUCGAUUAAUCUAUUUCCGAAGGAGGUCGUUAUCUUUGAAUUGAGAGACCGUGGCGCGCUUCUGCAAACAACAGCUCCACGUCCGACGUUAGUUCUCUUUAUUUAUUUUUUUGCAAAAUAACUCGCGCGCGUGAAAACGGAACUGUGUCAGAAAAUUAUGUGAAGUGCAUCCUUACAACCGUUUUUGUUUUUUAAAAAGCUAAUGCUACGUUUGUGUGCUACUCAUUGCGUAUCGGCGACAACUUCAAAUGAAACGGGUCGACUCGACCACUGUUUUAGCGGUGGAGGUGGCGGCGGUGGUGUCUUAAGAAAGGGCCACAUAGGCGAGAACCCCUUCGAAACGGCCGUGGGUUGGACGAAGAAUCACUUUGGUACCGCCACUGCAUCUUGGCCAAGGCACUCGAGAUAUAGUGACGAUGGCAUUAUGGAGCAAGAGGUAGAUGCAGAUGUUGCAAUCAAUUUAUCAACAUCGCAGAGGCCUUCAGCGGCCACAACGCCUACAGGGAGUGUAGAGCCACCGGAAGACGUAGAGCAGCAAGCUGCCUCGUUAGAAAAAGUAUUGAAAGAGCAACAGCAACAACAACAGUUGGAGCUGGAGCGCGCUUGGGAUAGAGAAAAAGAAAUUAAAGGGAAUGGAGAGACAAGUCCGACUUCAGAGCACAGGGUGCACGAAUUAUCACCCCCGCCUGCUGCGGAUGCACAAAAAGUUCUGGGAGCAUCCAUACCUGCCACGCAGGCUCAACUCACACCAGGAUCUCAGAUGAUAGGGUCUCCUGUUUCUGGACUACAUCAUCACAUGCAACAACUUUUACAACAACACGUACUAAGUCCUUCGCAACUGUCGACCUUAAUGAAACAACAUUCUGUCUUACAACAGCAACAUCAUCAGCAGCAUCAACAAUUAGCCGAAUUAGGGAAGAAACAGAUCGAGCAAACAAUUCAACAAUUACAAGAACAACUGCAACUUAAUCUCAUUCAACAAACGCAGAUUUUACAAAGUACAGAUAAGAAAAAGGCUUCUGCUUCUUUACAGCAAUUAGCUUUGCAACAGCAGCAAUUAAUUCAGCAGUUACAACUCAUUCAACGGCAGUAUGUUGUGCAUCAAGGAAUGGGGAUGCAACCUAUGAUGCUCGUACAAGGGUCCGGCUUGAACAAUAGGGAUGUGAUGAGUCCAUGGAAAGACCCUAGCAUAGAAAUUCCUUCAUCUCUUCCAAAUAGUAAACCCAUAUCAGACGUAAAUGGGCUUAUAGGUGGCUUAACACCAAGUAGGACAAACAGGGAGGAGGUCCCAGGGGAAGAAAAAGCCGAUGGCACUAACACGCCGGACAAAAUUCAACAUUUGUAUGGCCAUGGUGUCUGCAAAUGGCCAGGUUGUGAAGUUAUUUGUGAAGACGUGCAAGCUUUUAUGAAAUACGUACAUCCAGCUUUGACUGACUUGAAUUUAUUCCAGCAAGCUGCCUCGUUAGAAAAAGUAUUGAAAGAGCAACAGCAACAACAACAGUUGGAGCUGGAGCGCGCUUGGGAUAGAGAAAAAGAAAUUAAAGGGAAUGGAGAGACAAGUCCGACUUCAGAGCACAGGGUGCACGAAUUAUCACCCCCGCCUGCUGCGGAUGCACAAAAAGUUCUGGGAGCAUCCAUACCUGCCACGCAGGCUCAACUCACACCAGGAUCUCAGAUGAUAGGGUCUCCUGUUUCUGGACUACAUCAUCACAUGCAACAACUUUUACAACAACACGUACUAAGUCCUUCGCAACUGUCGACCUUAAUGAAACAACAUUCUGUCUUACAACAGCAACAUCAUCAGCAGCAUCAACAAUUAGCCGAAUUAGGGAAGAAACAGAUCGAGCAAACAAUUCAACAAUUACAAGAACAACUGCAACUUAAUCUCAUUCAACAAACGCAGAUUUUACAAAGUACAGAUAAGAAAAAGGCUUCUGCUUCUUUACAGCAAUUAGCUUUGCAACAGCAGCAAUUAAUUCAGCAGUUACAACUCAUUCAACGGCAGUAUGUUGUGCAUCAAGGAAUGGGGAUGCAACCUAUGAUGCUCGUACAAGGGUCCGGCUUGAACAAUAGGGAUGUGAUGAGUCCAUGGAAAGACCCUAGCAUAGAAAUUCCUUCAUCUCUUCCAAAUAGUAAACCCAUAUCAGACGUAAAUGGGCUUAUAGGUGGCUUAACACCAAGUAGGACAAACAGGGAGGAGGUCCCAGGGGAAGAAAAAGCCGAUGGCACUAACACGCCGGACAAAAUUCAACAUUUGUAUGGCCAUGGUGUCUGCAAAUGGCCAGGUUGUGAAGUUAUUUGUGAAGACGUGCAAGCUUUUAUGAAGCAUUUAAAUACAGAACAUACAUUGGAUGAUCGAUCCACUGCUCAAGCAAGGGUUCAGAUGCAAGUAGUUUCCCAGUUGGAACUACAAUUGCAAAAAGAACGGGAUAGACUCCAAGCCAUGAUGCAACAUUUACAUAUGUCGAAACAGCUUAGUUCUCCAGAACCUCCUUUAAAAGAAAACACUGCCCCUGUUAAAAUGCCUGUUAGUUCUGUGAUCACUCAGCCUGUGGUUUCUAUAGGCCCCCUAGCUUCGGCUAUCCGAUCUCCUAUCCUUCAAACCCCAGUUCCUACAGUUGGUGGUCCCAUUAGAAGAAGGAUAAGUGAUAAAUCGUCCCCUUCGUUAGCAGGGGGAUUGCCCUAUAUGCUUGAAAGGGCUGGACUGGACGUUCAACAAGAAAUUCAACGGAAUAGAGAAUUUUAUAAAAACGCGGAUGUUCGACCACCUUUUACUUACGCUUCAUUAAUUCGUCAGUCAAUUAUAGAAUCUCCCGAUAAACAACUUACCCUUAACGAAAUUUACAACUGGUUUCAAAAUACAUUUUGCUACUUUCGAAGAAAUGCAGCUACAUGGAAGAAUGCGAUACGCACCAAUCUGUCUCUCCACAAGUGUUUUGUACGAUAUGAAGAUGACUUUGGUUCAUUUUGGAUGGUCGACGACGCGGAAUUCGUCAAGCGCCGCCACUUGUCACGUGGUCGGCCACGGAAAUAUGACCCAACCCCAUCACCCACUCCACCCCACUGCGCACAGGGAAGUGCUUCUAAGAGUCCUACAAUGAAUCACAGUCCUACCAUGUAUGGAGAUCAUUUAGCACCGAACUUGCAGGCGCCUAUGUUAGAAGACAGUAUAUCAUUCCUGACCAAUACUGUAGGGGUUAAUAAUCGAGAUAUAAGAUCAAGAGAAAGUCCGCAUUCACCACCAGUUCAAGAUCGUUUAAGGUCUCCGUUAAAUGGCGGCCUCCACGUGAAACCUGAGCAUUCGUUGGGGGAACAACAGAUGAUGCGGGAUUCAGAAAUAAUGCAGCACAUGAUCAAGAGGGAGAUCCAUUUCGAUUACGACGACGUCGAUCAAGAUCAUCACAUGGGCGGGAUGGCUGAGGACCUGACGAUCGCGGGGUCGGAUCACAACGAAUCAAACAUUAUCGACGCAUAGUGUGCAGUGUUUAAAUCGAAAAACUAACUGCGACGCCUUUCCUUUUUCGACGAGCGGAACUUGUAAAAUCCAUAUCUAAACCGAUCAGUAGUUUUUUUGUGUAAAUUCGGAUAUGUACAGUUUCUUUUUGUGUACAUAGGUGUAUAACUUGGAACUUCCUAAGCUGUGAAAGUGUUUAAAUAAAAUAUUCGUAAAAAGAAUACAUGCAAAGUAUGAGAGAGAAUUUGUUGCACUACAGCCGAGGAAAUUUUUGUUGUUCAAUAAUAUAUAUAUAUAUAUAUAUAUAUAUACAUAUUAUGUUAAUAUUACACAGGGUGAUAUGUUAUUUAAUGCAGGUACAUUGGUUGUUUUUUUUUUUUUUUCAUAUCAGUGAUGGAACGAAUUGUAAGUACGGAUCUGCACGAUAGACUUUUUCCCAGUGCGUGUGUGUUGUAGGUACGAUUAAAACCAGGAGAGCAUUUAAGUUAUUUACUCCAGGUGGUGAUGAAACGAAACGAAGCAAUAUUCUUAUUACACUCGAUAAUAUUUCGUUUCAUGUUUACCAGAAACAAAUAAUCCAUAUCAGGACAGAAUCGAUUCUUAUUACUGUCGUGUAUUAUAAAUAUAAUGUGACUAUGCCAAAUUUUAGUGAAUUUGCCUCGUAUUAGUUGUUAAAUUAAAUAGUAUUCCCUCCUAAUCGAAAAAAAAGAAUCCACUACCUUUCAUUAUUGUAUAUGUUACCUACAUAGAUCUUGUAUCGAAACAGUAGUAAACAUUUUUUAUUUUUGUAAGAUCUAAUCUAUUAUAAAAAUGAUCAUUUAAAUUAUUGAAUUCCUCAAAUGUUUAUGUACAAUUUGUAAUAGUUUCUAUUUUUUAUUUGCAUUCGAGCAUUUUUAUUAUUUAUUGCAGUACAAUUACGUUUGUUUCUACUAAACUGGUGCAACUGUUAGUAAUUAAAAUUGUGCCAAAAUUUUGACUUUAAAAAUUACAUAUCAUUUACUCACCCUUAGAGUGAAUUCUAUUUCAAAAAAAAAAAAAGAGGUCUGCCCCUUAUUGGUAGAAACAGUGUAUAGCAGGUAAUUUUUCAUGUAAGAUGUGUUGUACGAUUUAUCGUAUAUCACUUGUUUAAACAAUUAUUAUUACCACAAUAAAUAGAGCAAUAAAUUGUGUUUUAUUCUCUA
Agrilus planipennis (emerald ash borer) is the source of this 4982-nucleotide messenger RNA. It is a transcript of the gene FoxP, whose product is annotated as forkhead box protein P1. The transcript is spliced from 21 exons. The record is from RefSeq and is a predicted model, not a curated record. Gene Ontology annotation, cellular component: nucleus. Gene Ontology annotation, biological process: regulation of transcription by RNA polymerase II. Bases 550 to 3822 code for a protein of 1090 amino acids. Gene Ontology annotation, molecular function: RNA polymerase II cis-regulatory region sequence-specific DNA binding; DNA-binding transcription factor activity, RNA polymerase II-specific. NCBI's taxonomy places the organism in Eukaryota, Metazoa, Arthropoda, Insecta, Coleoptera, Buprestidae.